Grammomys surdaster is the source of this 1324-nucleotide messenger RNA. It is a transcript of the gene Pmaip1, whose product is annotated as phorbol-12-myristate-13-acetate-induced protein 1. The record is from RefSeq and is a predicted model, not a curated record. Bases 146 to 460 code for a protein of 104 amino acids. Gene Ontology annotation, biological process: release of cytochrome c from mitochondria; apoptotic process; DNA damage response. The transcript has 3 exons. Gene Ontology annotation, cellular component: mitochondrion. NCBI's taxonomy places the organism in Eukaryota, Metazoa, Chordata, Mammalia, Rodentia, Muridae.
UGGUGCUGCCUGCUGAAGCUUGGUGCGUCUGGCUCGCGGCACCCGCGGUCCAUCCCUCACAGCCCAAGUCCUGGGGGAGCCCCAGAGUCCAGAUUGGGGAUCUCAGUCCCCGGUGCGCAGCGGAGAUCGCCCCGGCGUUUCUGAGAUGCCCGGGAGAGAGGCGCGUCGGAACGCGCCAGUGAACUCAACGCGGGCAGAGCAAGUGCCUGAGCUUGCAGCUCAACUCAGGAAGAUUGGAGACAACGUGUAUUGCAUGUGGAGUGCACGGGACAUAACUGCGGUUCUGGCGCAGAUGCCUGGCAAGAAGUCGCGAAAGAGCACAAUGAGGAGCCCAAGCCCAACCCGGGUGUCAGCAGACCUGAAGGACGAGUGUGCUCAACUCCGGAGAAUUGGAGACAAAGUGAAUUUACGACAGAAACUUCUGAAUUUUAUUUCCAAGCUCUUCAAUUUAAUAACCUGAGUUCUUCGAAAGCUUUUGAGAGAAGGGACCUCCUAAGAAGGAAGUUCCCCUGCUGAUGCAAAUGCCUGGUAUUGGAUGGACUGUGAUGUGAUGUGGGAAACACUCACUUGCUUUUGGUUCUCUGAGCAGGGAUGAUGGAGAUGGAAAUGAGUUUCUUUGGGAAAGUUUUCAGAGAUCGUUCUUUGAGAUGUGAUAACGUGAAACCGUGCUUAUUUUUAUUUUUAUUUUAAAAACAAGACUAAAGGAGUCAUGGAGCUCGGGAAGUAACUAGUAAUCUGUCUUUUUAGAGUUGUUCUGGUGUUUUUGCCAAAGGUUGUUGUCAAGAGUAAUAGAAGAGGGGGCAUGGUGAGUGGUUACAUUGUAUGGGGACAGUCAUUCAGGACUGCUUUUUGACAACUCCAGUCAAUGUACUAUUUAGUUCCAUCCUCAUGAUCUUCUAAGGGGAAGCAUUUCAUUUUUGAUAACACUGAAUGUUCUAGUGAAAAUUUAUUUCAUAGGUCACUACAAGCUUAACUGUAUUGUGUUUGUUUAGAUGACUUUUAAGUGUGUUACUGUAACCAUUAAUCUGAGAGUACGGGGAGACUACAAAGUAACUGGGGGGAAAUUAGAAGUAUAACAAGGUCAGUAGGUGCCAGUCAAACUCUUGCAGAUUGAAUAGUAUGUGAUAAAAAGAGUUUGGAUUUUAUAUAACCGGAGAAAAGUUUAAAAACAAACUUUUAAAAGUUGACAUAAUUAAAACUUAGUAAAAGAUUCAUGAGAAGUUUCUAAAAUUUUGUAACCUGUCAUAGGUAUUUUUUAGAGUCCCUCCACCCCCACCCCCUUCUCUCUUGUUUUUUGUUUUUGGAGACAAGGUUUCUUUCCUCU